Messenger RNA from Lactuca saligna, 975 nucleotides. The record is from the annotation of a GenBank genome assembly. NCBI's taxonomy places the organism in Eukaryota, Viridiplantae, Streptophyta, Magnoliopsida, Asterales, Asteraceae.
ACCUCUACUUUUUCUAUGUUUCUACCAACUUUGGGGACUCCGAGGAGAACCAAAAGGGUUUUCUACAAAAACAAACCCAAGAUCUCACACUGUAAAUCGCAGUAAAAAACAUGGAAUCUGAAGGGCAACAACAAAACUCAUCCAACCCAUCAGCCGUGAUCGCAGCUCUUCUAUGUAAAAGAGCCAAACAACAUGAAGAACUUCGAAGCAUCGAAAAACAGGUUUAUGACAUGGAAACAGCUUAUCUACAAGAUCCAAGCCAAAGUGGAAACGUAUUAAAAGGUUACGAAGGGUUUCUGUCAGCAUCUAAGAGCACUUCAUUCUACAAGCGGUCUAGGAAAUUUCAGGUGGAAGAUAGGCUCUUUUCACUAUCUUCGGUCACCUCACAAGCGACCGAAGAACAUGCUGCAAUGGGAGCUGCAUCUGCGAUGGGACCGGGAAAGCCGAAAAAGGGUAGACCGGGACCCAGGGAUGUGAGAAGAAUCAGGCAGUACAGUGAACCUGACUUUGACUAUGAAGAUGAUCCUGAUUUGAUUUGAGAUAUUUGGUUUUAUGGAGGCUUACAACUAGGUAUGCUACAAGAGAAGGGAUAAAGAUAUAUAAUAACAAAAGUUUGGUUUUGACGUUAAUGGUGGAUGAAAGAUUGUUGCUCUUAUGUAUAUAUUAUAUAUGCAUAUAAACAUUUAUGAAUUUAGCGUGAUGAACCCAAAACCUAUAUCGUGAAAGCUUACAUUGCUCAACUUGUGAAUGGUUGAUCCAUAAUCCAUUUUGAUAUUGAUCCAUGGGUCGGAUUAAGAGGAUGAUUUAUAAUCCAUUCUUGUUUGGAGUUGCACAUUAGGCUCAUAUUCUUAGAAGGCACCUAAUUUGUGGGCCUUUAUUACAAUUUCAUCAUCUGGUGUAAGAAAGAAUUGACCUUCAACAACUUUAAAUUUUAAAAAAAUUGUAUUCAUUUUACAUUGUAAGAAAGAAAUCGAA